AUGUCGACGAUUGCCUCCCCCCGCGACCCGCCGCCCCUCCGCCGCCCCUCCAGCACGCCCACCUCGCCGCCGCCCAGCCGUCCGUCCCUCGACCUCGUCCGCUCCGGCGUGGCAUCCCCCCCUCCACCCGCCGCCGGUGCCGCGGCCGCCGGUGGUCCCCCGCGCCGCUCCAACCGCGCCGCCCUCCGCGAGUACUACAAGCUGCGCUCUCCGCCGCCGCCGGCGCUGCCGCGCAUCGAGGUUCCCGACUCCGAGGUGCCGGCUAGCGACCUCGAUGCCCCGGACUUUGACUCGGUCGCCUAUGUUGAGGACUUGGUGGCGCGUUGCAGCCUCGAGGAUCUGUUGCGUCUCUAUGCCCGAGUUGUGGGCGAGGUCAGGGCACUUGAUGCCGAGAAGAAGGCCCUGGUCUACGACAACUAUAGCAAGCUCAUCACAGCGACCGAGACGAUACGAAAGAUGCGCGCCAACAUGGAUCCUCUAAAACCCCUGGCAUCAACCCUCGACCCCGCCAUUGCGCAAAUAUACAGGCAAGCGUCGUCCAUACGGCAAGCGACGCGCGAGACAGUGCCGGCACCCGACUCGGACGAGUGGAGAGCAAGAGAGGCACAGGCACGGAGACGCAAGACGAGACAGCUUGCAGCCGAGGCGCUCGCGACGCCGCAGCGGCUACGCGAGCUGGUGCGGCAGGGCAAGACGGACGAGGCGUCGAGACAGUGGGAGCUGCCGCGAAGGCUGCUGGUGUCGUGGAUGGACAGGGGCGUGGGCGGCGACGACGUUCAAGCUUGCAUCGACGAGGGAGACGCCGUGUUUGGGCCGACGACGAGCGAGCCUGGGUCGGAGAGGACGUCGAGGGAUGCGAACCGGUGA
Molecule: messenger RNA, 867 nt
Organism: Hirsutella rhossiliensis
Lineage: Eukaryota; Fungi; Ascomycota; Sordariomycetes; Hypocreales; Ophiocordycipitaceae
Product: vps51/Vps67 domain-containing protein
Exons: 3
Coding region: 1-867 (288 amino acids)
Biological process (GO): Golgi vesicle transport; lysosomal transport; Golgi organization
Cellular component (GO): EARP complex; membrane; GARP complex
Source: RefSeq, a predicted model, not a curated record